Bursaphelenchus xylophilus (pine wood nematode) is the source of this 3426-nucleotide messenger RNA. NCBI's taxonomy places the organism in Eukaryota, Metazoa, Nematoda, Chromadorea, Rhabditida, Aphelenchoididae. The record is from the annotation of a GenBank genome assembly.
AUGUUGUUUACGCUCGAUCAUUUGGCGUUUAAAAUGGUAAGUAUUUAUAAACAUUUGAUACUAAAAGAUACAGUGGUUUUGUCAAAAAAAGAUGAUUUUUAUUCACUAAAAAGUCAAAAAACCUUUCAUAACUUACUAGUCGCGACAUAAAGUCCUGACACAUUUUGCACCGUGCAUUCUUCUUUCAUUUCAUCCGCACUGUGCAUCUUUUCGCAUUUGUCGCCGCGAUUUCCCGUUUUUGCACUAGAGACGUGCACUUUCGCGCGCGACAAACCCGAAUUUGGGGGCGCGACGUCCAAACCCCGAACUUUCGCACGGUGCAAAAUGUGUCAGGACUUUAUGUCGCGACUAGUACAUGAUGAAACGAAUUUUUUAUCCAAUGUCAUCAUCACAUUUUUUACGGUACAAUUGCUACAAAAAUACAAAUUGUUAAAACACCAUACAGUUGAAAAAGAGGUAGUGCAAAAAACAAGACGAGAAGAUAUACGUAUGAAUUACAUACACGUACGUAUAUCUGUAAGGCCAAUUGAGUUGUUUUGAGCACGCACGUACUGAUUAUUCAUUGACACUAAUCGUAAAUUUUGCAGCCGGCGGUGAAAAACUAUGUUUAUAUCUUUCAACAACAACAAUUUUUCAGGCAGAAAAAAAAAAAUUUCAGGCAGUACACAACGGCCAGGACUAUGUUUAUUACAUUACAUUCUCCGAGUACCUCUAUAAUUUCCAUGACGAAAUACUCUUCCGCGAAAUGUUCUUCCAUAACUUUAUCAAAUACAUGUACUUGUCCUUGUUGCCUGUCCAAUUUUUCUAUCGCUAUCAAGUUCUUAUUUCCAAUGGCGUCACAAAAAUGUACAAGACGCUCGGCGCCAUGGCUUUGGCUGUCGGCUACAGUCUGGUUGACUCCACAUGGUUAAUGCCGUUUGUUGAAAUCAACGGUGACAAAUCGGACAAGGAGUUGCUGCAAGGUGGAUGUGAUACAAGUUCGAUUCAUAAGCAUGUGGUGUUUUCAAAGGUACUGUGGCAAAACAUAUUUUAUUGGAGUCUUAGAGAGUUUUAUUUCAUGUUUAUUUUAAUUUUUUGCAGCGCCUUCCAGGAGCUUCAACCUACUCCACACUUCAUCGAGCAUAUGUCAUUGGCUCGUCUGUUAUAGUGCUUUAUUAUGGGACGAUAACUAUUCUUCAUAUACGAAAAGUAUAUCAUGCAAUGUCGAGAAAAGCGAUCGUUCUCAAUCACCGAUUAAACCGGCUCUUCUGUGUUCAGGUACCCACAUCACAUUUAUUUACCCUUUUUUAGUUAAUAAUGCUGAUUGGACUCAAUGUCCUCCCAAUGAUCGGCUUCAUCUUCACAGACUCGGUCUCAACUUUGCUUGGCAAUAUCAUCGGAAUCGCGAGAGCCUUUGGGUUGGGUAUUUUCCCGCUUGUUGAUGCGCUUGUCAUCAUAAUGGUCUUCCCAUCUUUUCAACGCCAGCUUUUCUACCGCUGCCUCUCUAAACAUAGAAGGACCUCCAUUAUCUCGCUUCGGACAAUCUCAUUCUUGACCUAAUUGACAAGGAAAGUAGUUCUAUGUAUUAUAGGUAAAGACAUACAUCCAAAAUAAAAAUUACGUUGCUUUCAAAAAACCUACUCAAAAGUUGGCAAAACACCCCCUGAAUUUUCACAAACUAAAUUAAAACUAUUAUAAUUAUAAUGAGCUAUCAAAUGCACUGCGGUAAGCAGCACCUGAAAACCCCACUCAACCCGUCUGAACUUUUAGAAUGUUGUUGUGCAGCUCGGUAUUUCACGAUUAUUUGGAGCAAUUCGUCUAUUUUGCCGGCAUUGCAGCCUUGGUCUUGAACGGGCUGGUUCUAGCGGCAUGUCUGCGUCAUAACGCUGAACAAAGGCUCUUCAAGUAUUUCAUAGGCAUCCAUACGAUUAUCAACAUGUUCUACACGAUUGGAAGGGUUGUGUUUAAGUUUGUGAGUUUUUUGAGGGUCUUAGCUUUUGGUGUGAACCUAUUUGGUCACACUUACUGGGCCUUAAAACUCAUUAUCUUAGAGGUCGUAGACGAAAUCACCUAAAAUGUGACUUGUUCAAAAUACGAGGUAUAAGGCCAUAACAAAGGGUAUGACAUCGUUGCAUGUCUAAUUGGGUGUACUCGAGGGCUAAUAUUUUAUUUCCAGCCCUAGUAAACUAAAAAUAUUUAUCAUGCAUACUACAUAAUAUGUAUAAACAGCCCCACGGUGAUUUUACAAAAAAAAUUUUAAAAUUUUUUAGCCAUCCUAAUGUUUAAAUUAAGGCUAUCAGCAGCGGCCACAAUUAUGUCUAUUACCUUACCGAAGCCUCCUACCUCGCUCAGGCUUCGGAAUCGACGUUGAAAAUAACUUUCUUUAUUGAAAUCUUCGCCCAAUACCUCUACCUGGCCUCCUUUCCAACCCAAUUCUUUUGUCGAUAUAAAAUUUUGCUAUCUCAAAGCGAAAGUGUCCGCUUCAAGAUUUUGAUUGGAAUUUUGGUAGGGUUUAUCUACAGUCUUUGGGAUUCCGUAUGCCUUGUAUAUUUAAUGGAGUCCAACAACGAAAAAUCUGAUGCUGAAUUGUCGGAAAUGGAGUGUAAUCUAAAGCAUAAUCUAAAUAAUUUCACUAAUCAUUUGGUAUUUAACAGGGUAAGUAAAAUUUCGGCGCUUUUUGAAAUCUUAUUUCGGCGCCCUUUAGACAGCACAGUAUGCGACAAUCUACUCAAACCUCCAUCGACUUUUUUUCGUUAUAUCGUAUAUCAUUGUUGUGUAUUACUCAGUCAAAACGCACGCAUAUGUAAACAAGAAGUGUAUGAUGAUUUCAAGGAAGACCAUUGUGAUGAACAGGCGGCUCAAUCGUAUGAUACUGCUUCAGGUAAGCGUUUUUACUCGUGGUUGGCCAAAAAAGUCGAGAAGAAUUGCCAAAGGUGCUAAGGAUUGUAUCCGCUCGACUGUUUUGACUUACAAUUAACCGACAAUGUAUUCUGAGGUAGUUACCAGUGACUGCCACAGCUUCGGAGCCGGCUCUUGGCUCCAGCUCGAGCGGCUCCGACUCCGAGCAGGGGCCAGAGCCGGAGCCGGAAAUUUUUGGUCCGGCUCCAUAUCCCGUGCCCAAAGUCGGAGCCAGGCUUCUCAGCGUUCAGAAAAGUAAAAAUUUUGUGGUCUUGUUAAACCAAUUGCAUGAAAAAUAGAAAAAUAAUCGGGACUUCGCUCAAAAACGUUGGCUGUGUCAUCUCUGGCACUGAUAACUUUUAAGAAGCCGGAGACCUUUAUAAAUUUUGCAACCGAUUCGUGAACAUUGCCAUUUUAGCUAUCAAUCCCAUUCAUCCUAAACGUCGGCCCAAUGAUGGCGUUUAUUUUCUCGAGAUCAAUCGCUGGGAAGACUGGGGAGACGAUUGCGUUGGGAAGAGAAUUCGGCUUAGGAAUAUUGCCAUUAUUUGA